This is a messenger RNA of Sinocyclocheilus grahami, 2228 nucleotides long. It is a transcript of the gene muc13b, whose product is annotated as mucin 13b, cell surface associated. The transcript has 14 exons. The record is from RefSeq and is a predicted model, not a curated record. Lineage: Eukaryota; Metazoa; Chordata; Actinopteri; Cypriniformes; Cyprinidae. The coding region runs from base 178 to 1581 and encodes 467 amino acids.
GCAGGAUUUAAACUGGUCUACCUAACACCUUCUAAUCACUGAACAGAGAGCAGUGCUAGACAAACAGUCACCAGAGGAUCUGUUUUUUUUUUCUUUUUUUCUGUCUCUCUCUCUUUACGGUGCCUGUUUCUUACAAUAAGUAGCCUACUGCACUGCUAUUCGGACUACAAUUUGAAAAUGAAUAUACCACUAAAGACCAUUCUGAUCUUCUGCUUAGUGGCUGCAACGACUGCAACAUCUACUACAGAUGCAACAAGCAGUUUCACAGCUGAGAGCACAGAAACUCCUGCCAGCACAACUGAUGCCAUCACAGUCACCACAAAAGCUACUACAGAUGUAACAAGCAGUUUCACUGCUGAGAGCACAGAUACUCCUGCCAGCACAACUGAUGCCAUCACAGUCACCACAAAAGCUUCUGAGGAGACAAGUACUGGUACUUUUAUCACAGAAACGACAACUGAUUCUACAGAUGAUACUCCUGCCAGCACAACUGCUGCCACCCCAACCACUACGAAACAAAGUCCCUGUGAUUCAAGUCCUUGUAUUGGAGGCAGUACCUGUGAAGAACGAUUUGGGGGCAUCUUUGCUUGCAUCUGCCAGCCUGGGCUUGUUUACUUGGAAAUUAGAGGCUGUAUUCAAACAAAGGUCUUCCCAGGUAGUUUAUCUUUGAAUAGGGUUUAUAAUGAAGAUAUGCAUGACAAAACGUCUAAAGAGUUUCAACAGAUAGCAGGGGAAAUUGAGAAGCAGCUCAAAAACACCCUGGGUAAUGACAAUGGCUACAUUAAUUCCAUCGUUUUGAGUCUAAGAAAGGGCAGUAUAAUUGCAGAAGUGCAGAAUUUCUAUGACUUGUCAUCCGAUGCCACAUCAGAUUCAGUUGGAAAGAAGAUUGGUGAUGCAAUUUCUGAAAUUGAAGACGCCACUGAUUAUACACGAGGCAGUAUGUGCGAUCUUGACAUUUGUGACAGUACCACCACCGAAGUCUGUGAAGAACAAAUGGCUAUUGGUACUGUAAGGUGUACUUGCAAAAAAGGGUACAUCAGGUCACAAUUCACAUCACUUUUCUGCCAUCCUUGUCCGAAUGGGGAAAUGGCAGUGGGUGAAGACAGCUGUAAAAAGUGUUCUUUUGGUUUCGCUGGAUUUAAUUGCAAUGAUCCAUAUCUUUUGGUUGUGAUCGUGGUGUCCACUGUGUUGGGUGCAUUGCUUAUCAUCUUUAUUGUGGCCCUGAUAGUUGUAAGCUGCAGGAAUCAAAAGGGAAGCUCCUCAUCCCAGGAAGAUUUUAGCUCAAGCUAUGGCAAUAAGGAAUUACAUAAACCUACCGGAGUUCCCAGGAUUCCUCGGGCCAACCCUGAUGCUGGCUGGAAGUCUAACAAUCUGGAGAUGACCGAUAGUGGGAGCAAUCAGGCACUGGUGACCAGAGAUCGCCCAGAGAGCAAAGCGCGCUACACUGAUUACGAUGAGGACGUGAGUAAUAGGGGUCAAGUUCCCCCAGAGUACUCCGGCUAUGGUGGGAGAGGAGUGGAAAAUGGUGGUGUCCACAACCCAUACUUUCGGCAAGAUGAUGACAGAAUGCGCAGAUAUUAACAUCAUUUAAUCAGGAAAAUCACUGCAUUUGUAUGAUUUUUCUUUAUCUUCAUGUGGAUUGAAUUACAUUUUUUAUUUCUUUGUUGACCCAAAUUUAAAGAUUUUAAUGGAAAAGUAGUUAUUGCCUAUUAUAUGAAUCUUUCAUUAACCAUAGGAACAGAAUUCAGAUUUCCUUCAUAUUUACAUUCUGUGGUUUUAGCAGCUAAUGAAAUUCGGUUUAUGGGCUUCAAUCUUGAUCUAAGCUUUUGCUUUCCAAGUAUUUGGACAAAAUGUCGUUCCUCAACUGUUGAAUGGAAGCUGUGUUGCAGAGGCCUUUGAUUUGACAGUGACUCCUCCUGUUCUACAUAAUUUAUUUUUCUUUUCCAUCUUACAAACUUAAAAUCAUUUUGUUUUUCAGUUCCAACAAAAACAUUUUUAAAACACACCCAUGCUUCUAAUGCAAUAGUUGUUUAAGUCAGAUAUUUAAAUGUUCAUAUUUAUGACAUUUGUUUAAUGCUUGGGCUGGAAACUCAGGUCUACAAAAUAAAUCAAAACAAAUCAAUGUUUCUUUUGAGAUAUUCAAGCAGUGAUGCGCCUUAUUUAUUCAGGAAGAGAAAUUAUGAUUAACUGUCCUAACUGUAACUAUGCCAAUUGUAUUUUAUUACAAA